Messenger RNA from Equus quagga, 823 nucleotides. RefSeq lists its product as uncharacterized. The transcript has 7 exons. NCBI's taxonomy places the organism in Eukaryota, Metazoa, Chordata, Mammalia, Perissodactyla, Equidae. The record is from RefSeq and is a predicted model, not a curated record. Bases 1 to 822 code for a protein of 273 amino acids.
AUGGUGGAUUGCAUGUCUAUAUUGACUCGAAUUCUGCUCAUCUCCUGCUGUUUUCUGACUGUACAUUGUGCACAACCCAAUUGUACAUCUGUGACUGACUUUGAUGACUGUCCAGGGAAUACAACAGGUUUUUGUCCAGAGAACAUUGUUUGUACAUGCAAAGAUGGAGAGCCUUUUUGCAAAUGUCCAAAUUUCAGAGGUCAAUGGGGAAAUUAUUGGUACAUGGGGGCGAAAUGUGACCAACUCUGGAAUACUCUGGACCUGAUUUUAGUAGCAGUGUUGCCUGGAAUAGGACUGGCUUUAAUAGUUGGUGUAACAAUCCAGACUAUCCACUACUGUAAAAAGAAGUCGAAGAAGAAUAUAAAUGAUCACCGAGGACAGAAGAGUUUAUCAGGACUCCAACUUCAGCAUAAUUCUGCAUAUACUUUUGAUACUGCUAUGAGACCUUCUCAACCCGAUCAAGGCCAGAAACCCUGGAGCCCAUCCCUUCAGAGUGUCCUUCCCAGAAGUCCUAUAUCUCCACCACCACAGUUCUCUGGAAGAAAUUACAACUUUAUGAUUCAUGAGCCCAAGGACGUCAAUCCUUACAUCAAUCCAUCUUAUAAUUGGGAUAGCUCUCUGGAAACAGCUAAAUCUGAAGCAAAUUAUGGGAACAAGUAUUCUUCAACCAUGCACAUGAAGCCAUUCUUCAGUUCUUCCACACCAGGAGUUCCAAAGUCAAGCCACAUUCAAAGAGAGAGACAACAAAUUGGAUAUCCAAGUUCUGAAGAGCCAGAAAUCCCUUAUAGGAUAGGACGUGCAAAAAUGAAAUUCAACUAUUAAA